AUGCUAUCGACGCGUUCCUUUACACCCCUGUUGGAUGAGGAUGGCGAUCCCAUUGCCAUGCGCUAUUACGAGUACGCUCCUGCCGAAUGGGCCGUUCGGUAUUAUGACAAGGUGGGGUUGGUGGAUCUUCCCGUUCCUUCUCAUUUCCAAACACUGGACGAUGAUCGCGUGGCGUACGAACUCCGCUAUCAACUACUGCACGGCCAAUGGACCGAACGAACGGCACUCGAGAUUUUGUAUCACAGUCUCAUGGAACCUCCCAUUCAAGACGAUUCCAUCUUUGCCAAACUCAACUUGACGGUUGGUAGUAUCAACCCCAAAGCCGCACUCAAAUUGCAACAACGCCAACAAUUCAUGUUGGGCUCUGGACCCAAUCAUCAAUCCUAUCGACGCACAUACCAGGACCAUUUGAAAGAAACUGCCAUGGCGGCGGCUACGGCUCAUCGUGCGGGAGCCAGUGUCACGGCGGGAUCCUUAUUUUCCUCACUGGGCGGCAUUUUAGCGGCCAACUCUGUCGGCCGCCUCUCGACGCGCAAAAUGGAUACGGCAUAUGGCUGGCUGCGAGCCGAUGUGGAUGUCUGCGAUUGGGAAGGUGUCGUUUGUGGCGAUUUUUCGGCCACGAGUGUCUAUUAUUGGAACAAUAUGGGAAUCAUGGCCGCCGCCACGGCCGCACUGGAUAUGGAUCAUAUGAAUCAACACAUUCAACAAGAAUCCUGGGUGUGCGAUCAUUGUCCGACCGACGGAAUUGCGUCCGAGCGAGUCACCAAGGUGGAAUUGCCAUAUGCCGGAUUGGUGGGGACGUUGCCCACGGAAGUGGCAUUAUUACAGUAUUUGCAUCGACUCGAUUUACGAGGCAAUCGUAUUUAUGGAAGUUUGCCCACGACGUUGCGACAAAUGCAGUACUUGCAAUACCUCGAUUUGACACGCAAUGAAUUGUCCGGGACGAUUGGCGGGCAUAUUCCGACACCACCACCGCCAUCACAACAGGCACCACAAGAAUUGUCCACGGAAGAUGACCAACUCGAAACAACCACCACAACCGCCAGUACACAAGAACCCAUUCCAUUGUUUCCACCAUAUAUUCGAGAAGUCUGGUUGGGAUCCAAUCAACUCCACGGAACCAUUCCACUCGAGCUGGAGACGCCGCUGCUCAUGCAUUUGGAUUUGAGCAAGAAUCAAUUCACCGGCAGUUUGCCACGGUACGGACGCAAACAAUUGCCCAAACUCAAAUCGCUCUUUGUCGAAGAAAAUCAACUCACCGGAAAGAUUCCUCCCAAAUGGGCUGGAUUGACCCAUCUCGAAGUUGUCGAUGUCGGAUACAAUAUCCUCCAUUCGUCGAUACCGACAUUGUUUGGGAAAAUGAGCAAGUUGCGCGAAUUGAAUAUCGCCGGCAAUCAAGUCAGUGGCACCAUUCCCACCGAGUUGUUGCAAUUGGCUCACUUGGAAUCGCUGGUGUUGAGUCAAAAUCAGCUCCACGGCAGUAUUCCGGGAGGCGAUGAUACCGUCCCGCAUCGGGCCAUGCGGGAACCCGAAGCGGGCUAUAAAUGGAGUCAAUUGACCGAUUUGCAGUUUUUUCAUGCCAGUGACAAUUAUUUGACAUCGACAUUGCCGCCCGAUUUGUUUUAUGGAUUGUCCAAAACGAUUCAAAGCAUUGAUUUUGGAUACAACGAGCUGACAGGGACAAUACCACGAGAAGUCGCCAAGUGUACUAACCUUGAACGUAUUAAUGCACAAUCCAAUUUCAUUCGAGGGACGUUGCCCAGUGAAAUGAGUCGCAUGAAUCCAAACCUCGAGUUGAACUUUUCCAACAAUCUCCUGACUGGAAGCAUUCCAACCAUGUUCUGCGGAGGUGGCCCCACUUCCAUGAACUUUCUGUACCGACAAUUCGCUUGUGAUGCGGUUCUUUGUCCUCCCAACACAUUCCAUCCCACGGGAGCUGCUACACUGCACUCGGGGUGUCGGCCAUGUCCACACGAUCCUGUUGCUGACCGACGUGAUCCACCCGAAUCCAAAAUUCUCGGGCGAUCCAAAUGUGCGUCAUCAGCUUCUAAAGUUGCAAUGGUCAAUGGAGACGUGGACGGAGACGGCAAAGUGUCGGUACGGGAAGCCCUGCGAUUACUCUUUGUGGAAACCAUUGGGAGGUUUUGGGGACAGCACUUUCAAAACUGGAUUGAUAUGAAAGUCAAUGAAUGUGACUUGUAUGGUGUCACAUGCGUCAAUGGUCACGUUGCGAAACUGGAUUUGGUCAAUGCCGCCAUGUGCUCCAGUGGAGAUCACAAGUCAGGGUUGGUUCCCGAUUGUCGUGGCAUCCCUUCGGAACUGGCGCUACUCUCUCGCAUGGAAGUAUUGACGGUCAGUCGGCGACAGUUUCUCAUGGGCACGUUGCCUACCGAAAUUGGUUUGAUGACACGGCUCAAGUACAUUGACUUUUCGGAUUGUCCCUACAUGACGGGACCGCUUCCCAGUGAGCUCGGAUUGUUGACCAAUCUCAAAUACAUCAAUGUGAUUGGCAGCAGCUUUAAUCAAUCUGUGCCUUCGGAGAUCUUUCACUUGACCUCUCUGGAAAAGCUGCAUCUAAGCAACAAUGUGUUUACGGGGACGCUACCACCAUCAUCUCUUGGAAACCUAGAAAGUAUCAAGGAAAUUUUCUUCUCAAACAACUUUGUUCACGGAACAAUCCCUAGAGAAGUGGGAAACUUGACAAAGCUGGAAAACUUUGAGAUGUACGGCAAUGAGCUCAAUGGAACCAUUCCAGAGACGUUUGCACGGUGCACAAAUCUGAAACGAAUAGACGUAUUUAGCAACAAGUUGACAGGAACGAUUCCCAAAGCCAUAGCUCAGGUCGAAUCACUUCAAAUCUUGCAUCUCAAGAUGAAUAAGUUGACUGGAACGAUACCUCCAAAGUAUGGAGAGUUACCGUUUCUUUCUUGGUUCGACGUGUCCCAUAAUUUCCUGCAUGGGACCAUCCCAAGUACCUUUGGACAUGCCAGAUCCAUCAAAGACUUUCGUUUAGGAGGCAAUAUGUUUUACGAUCCCAUACCACAAACACUCUGUACCAACACCAACAUCAACGGCGGACUGACAGCCACGUAUGGAUGUGAUGGCGUCAUUUGCCCAUUGGGAACAUAUUCAGACACGGGCCAUGCGACGCACGCAGCCAAUGGGUGCAUACAGUGUCCUGAGGGCGAAUCAACCAUGUAUCUCGGGAGUACAGCUUGCAAGCUCUUUACUUCACAAGAUAUCCUCUCAAUCUUGUUCGAUGCUAUGCAAGGUGAACGUUGGCCAGAUGAACUACGCGACAAUUGGAAGAAUCGGCACGUCGAUGUCUGCUACUGGUCCGGGAUUAUCUGUGAUACGAAGGGUGACGUUGUGAGCAUUGGAUUCCCGAUUGCUUGGGAUGACUGGGCAAACGAAGGUUUGGCCGCCCCAUUGGCCUAA
Molecule: messenger RNA, 3438 nt
Organism: Seminavis robusta
Lineage: Eukaryota; Bacillariophyta; Bacillariophyceae; Naviculales; Naviculaceae
Source: the annotation of a GenBank genome assembly